Umbelopsis ramanniana AG is the source of this 2751-nucleotide messenger RNA. RefSeq lists its product as uncharacterized. Gene Ontology annotation, molecular function: RNA binding. The record is from RefSeq and is a predicted model, not a curated record. The transcript is spliced from 10 exons. Gene Ontology annotation, biological process: deadenylation-dependent decapping of nuclear-transcribed mRNA; P-body assembly. The coding region runs from base 133 to 2655 and encodes 840 amino acids. NCBI's taxonomy places the organism in Eukaryota, Fungi, Mucoromycota, Umbelopsidomycetes, Umbelopsidales, Umbelopsidaceae. Gene Ontology annotation, cellular component: P-body.
AAACACUGCAGAUACUCUCACAGCACUUUACCAAAGCGUCCACUAGGUGAAGUAGUAUCAACGGACGUAAAAGUUACCAGGAAGAGCGUAUCCUGAUCAGCAAAGCAUUUGUCGACAGCUUAAAUACGACAAAUGGGAGAUUCUUUUUUUGGUUUCAAUACCAGUUUACCUCCACUAGGAGACCGCGAUAGACCACGUGGUGGUGUUGUAGGAGGAGGAGGUUAUGACGAUGAGAUAUUUGAAGGCUCCGGCGACGUCAACUCCAAAAUCAAGAACUACGCUGCAAGAGCUGGCGAAGACCUUGAGAUCUACGAUUUUGGUGGUCUGAGACAGGAGCUUGAGGAAGAUGAUGGUUUGGCUGAUCAACUCAUAGAAGAGAACGACGAUCUCAAUGAUGUCACAUUCUCUGUCGAUGUCAGAAAAGAUGGUCCUGACUUUGAUUUUGUUUCCAACACUGAAAACUUCAACAACACUAGAAUCAGUGAAGAUGAAGCUUUUUUCAUUAGUGGAAAGCCAAAUCAGAACCAGCAACCAGCCCGUCAUGGUCAGCAACAGGCAGGUUUUCUCAACCCUUGGGUUCCUCCUAAGAAUAACUUUGAGGACAAUCAGCUGCGUUACACCUCUGCUCUAAGCCGUGGUCAUUCUGCCAGCAGCCGUGGUUUGGAUGACUCGUCACCAGCUAUGGCUUCUAGCUCUAUUUGGGGAGAUUUCGGUUCGCCUCAUGACCAAUCGUACGCCGCAGCCUUGCAUGCUCAAGGAGCCAAGCAGCAGCAGCAGCCUUACCUUGGUCAACAGCAGCCUUAUGGACUUGUGCCUGGCCACCAAAGAGGACAGACGUUUGAUGAAAUUGAGGCCGAGUUACACCGUACGGCCAACUACCAUGGUCAAAUGCCUCCUAGCGAUCAGUCCAACAUGCUUGGCGGCAACCAACUUCCUGGAAAGAAAAUGCUUACUAUGGCGGAAGUGGAAGCUGCUAUGUUAGCUAAAGGAGGUGUCCCCAGCCCCAAUAUGCCGUACCCUCAGCAGCAACAGCAACAACCCCAGUUUGGUUACGGAAAUGUUGAUCCAGCUCAAAUGAUGGCCCUUAGACAACAGCAAGAGCUUUUGGAACAAAUGUCAGCGGAGAAGGAGCUUAAGAGACGUGAGCAAAUGCGUCAGCAAGCUGAGAAGUCGCGCUAUGACAAGUUGAUGACUACUCGUGACAAGGAUUUCAUCAAUCGCAUUCAACUUCAGCAACUUGCUUCUGGAGAUCCUUUUGCUGAUGAUUUCUACUAUCAAGUCUACUCAGCCAUCAGACAGAGAGCCGGACUUCCUCCCCCGGGUUCCAACAAGGAUCCCAUGAUGGAAGCCAAGCUAAGAGAAAGUGGUGACAGAGGCAAGCGAUCUAACCGACGCGAAGAGAAUGCCAUGCACAAAAUGCAACAGCAGGUUCAACGUAUCGUCAAUGACGCUAAGAGACGUCCCAAGCAAACUCAAUUGUCUUUGGAAGGUGCUUUGGGUAAAAUUACCACACAUUCUGUCAGAAACCCAAGACAACUGUUGCAAGUCAGUGACAGAAAGGCAUCCAGCGUUUCUGCUCAUGACUCCAGCGAACAAACCAGUCCUGAGGAUCGAUCCGAGAAAUCUUCCCCUCCUCGCAAGGUGCUCAAUGAUAAGAAGAAGGUGUUGAGACUGAUUGAAGACCUCUACAUGACCGUGCUCAAGUUGGAACAGUUGCGCAGAGAAGCUCCUUCGCCUGUUGCGAGACCUGGUUACGAAAAAGAACAUCAGGACUCUAUUGACCGAUGGAACACGGACUAUGCCGACGCCAUUAGCAAAAUGUGGAGUGAACUUCGAAUUGAAGAAGAUGAAGAUAUCAAUCAACAUCCUUUCAUUUCCAUCUUGUCUGUCCAUAAGGGCAAAAAGCUCAUUCCUCGUAUAGCACGACACUGCAGCCCAGAGAAAAUCUAUUCUAUGCUCAAAUUGGUUGUUGCUCACUUUGACUCCCUCAAGGUGUGUCAGAUGGCCACCAGCAACACACCUUCUCAAGGUCAAGAUCAAUACGAUUUCGUCAGCUUGGAGGAUGUCGAAUUGUUCAUGAACACCGUUAUCCCUCCCAUGGUGGCCUAUGUCGCCGAAGCUCCCUUCAGCACGGUGUGUGACCUGAUUCAAUUGAUGAUGCAGCGAAACGACCUUAUGUAUGUUGGCAAGAGCAAGGCUGGCUUGUCCUUGAUGACCAUGUUCUUGUCGCGAGCGGAGAUCCUCAAGCAAGGUGGAGGUGCCUUGCAAGGUCUUGCUCAAUGCACUCCUGAAGAACUGGAACGAUGGGAUAUGCUAUACCAGCAACUGUAUGAGAAAUUGCAUGACCAUUUCCUCAUGUUCUUCCCACCACCUGUGAUACUCCCUGGCAACAACCAAGCUAUCAAUGCUGUCCAUCUUGCUAACAACGCGGAUGAUACUUAUGUAUGGCAGUUCUUGGCUGCUAUUGCCGUGGGUGCCUCCAUGGAGCAGCAACAUUCGCUGGUCACUGAGAUCAGAGAUCGCGUCAUGGAAGAUAUCGUAAUGGCAUCCAGUAACCGCCUUCCUGCUGAACAAGCCGCACACAAGAUAUCCAAUGUCAACCUAUUCCUACAUGCUCUUGGCUUGGAUGCUUCCCAAGUCACCUUGCCUGUGUAAAAAGAAACGAAAAAAUAUCCCAAAAAGUUGAUCAGACACCAUCCCAAAUUGAAUUCUAUUUAUUCUUUUUAUCAAAAUCCCCAUUCUAGCUUUUCA